CGCCCCCUACGUCCUCUAUCGCGCGCGCGCACGCUGCGUCCUGUCGUCCGCUACAGUCAUGGCGGCUCCGGUCGCUCCUCUCGAUGAAGACUGGGCGGAUUUUAACGAAUUCAAAGUAGCCGAGUCGCACACCAGCUGGACCGCGGCACCGGAGAAUUCACCGCAGAUCCUAUGUUCCAUAUCUUUCGACGAGACGCUGAGCGCGAGCUUCCCUUCCUCUCUCAGCGCGUGCACGAACGUCUCAGUGAGUGAGUCCGAGCUGCUGCGCGACGACGAGAUAUGGAACACUUUGACGGAGAACUACGGCAAUGUGAUGCCAGUGGACUGGAAAACAUCUCACACUCGUUCACUUCACCUGCCCACGCUGAACAUCAGACCUCAGGAGACGGGGGAGGUCAAUAAUCUUGAUGUGUCUGAUGACGAGGAGCUCAGAGAUCAGAUGGACAUGCACACCAUCAUCAUCUCAUGUGUGAACGAGGAGCCGCUGUUCACUGCAGAACAGGUCAUAGAAGAGAUUGAAGAGAUCAUGCAGCAGUCUCCAGACGACGAGGAAUAUGAGAGUCCGUCUCAGUUUGACCUCUCCUUGAUGUCGCAUGAGUUACAUGUGCUCACACAAUCCACAUCCAGAAGCAGCUGCGAGGAGCGGUUGCGUGGUCUGUGCGUGUCUGAGCUGCUGGAGCGUCUGGAGGAGGUGGAGCGACAGAUCCGUGGUUUCUCCGAGGAGCUGAUCGAUCAGCUGGCGGUGAGGGAGGAGCUGGACUAUGAGAAGGAGGUGAAGAACACGUUCAUCUCGGCGCUCAUCGACGUGCAGAACAGACAGAAAGAACAUCGAGAGCUGCUGAAGAAAAAGAGGAAGAUAAAGGCCACAGGCGGCAAUCAGAUAUCCAACCGCUCACAUGUGCCAGGAACCUAUUUGACGACGGUGAUCCCGUAUGACAAGAGCAGCGGAGCACCGUCUGUAGAAGACCUGCAGAUCCUGACCAAGAUUCUUCAUGCCAUGCGAGAGGACAGUGACACAGUUCCUGCUCUUCUGACCAGCUACAUCCUCAAAGUGUUGUGUCCCACGUAGUGUUUCUGGAGCUGAAACGAGCAAAUCUCAUCGGUUCACCGGAUGUCCGAUCAUCUGCAUCUCUCCAGAUGAUGUUCUUCUCUGAUCUUGCACAGAACUGACCCGCCAGUGGCAUUUAUUUCUCAGUUUUGUUAUGUGUAGAUGUAAUUGUGUGUUUGAGCAUGAGUGCAGUAUUUAGUUUAUUUCUUAAUGCAAUUCACAUUUCACUUACUGUCAGAUUCCACUCUAUUAUCCCAGUGCAGCUGCCGUAACUCAUGCACGUUUGCAUCGUAUUUGGUUUGUUUUAGCGCAGAUCUAGAUGCAAGUUUCCCUCUUUCGAUAUUUCCAUCAAAUUAAAUUAGAUUUCAGGAAGUCUAAUGGCUAAAAAUCAUAGAAAUUAAUGGAUUUCAAUGAUUUAAAAGCAAUCUCUCCAGCAAAGGCUGGUACAAAUAUUUGUGUGGGUAGCUGUAAAAUCGAAAGGUUUAUCAUAUUAGAAUGAAAUAGUUCAGUCAUGCUGAACAGAAUUAGUGGUACUUAAAAACAACCUGAUAUUCAUUAAAUGCAUUUAAUUGCCAGUUAAUAGAUCGUCAUACUCAGUUUUUGUUCUAUUCGAUCAGUUUUCUAACUUCUCUCUAUAACAGUAUUAAUACUGAGUUGAUGCGGCGUGAACAGUACGAGUAUUUUCUACCAGUUGUUGUGGAAUCUGUGAGAUCUCAGUGGUGAAGAAAGGACCAGAUCUCUGGACUGGAUUUCUGUUUGAAGGUAUGAAGAGCUAAAACGCACAUAUAAAGAGAUAAACACAUCUGUCUGUUCUCACUACGGUCCUGUAAGAUUGUCUCUAGUGUAUUAGUUUUUUGUUGAAUGAUUGGAGGUGAUAUUUUUGUAUGUGUGACUGUAAAAUCUGAUUGUUGUUUUUCGAUGGAGAGAUUGAAAUUACGUUGUGUUGAUUCCUGCAGAUGCACAACCUUAAAGAAAUAGUUGAUGUAUGUAGGGUGACAGUUUUCAGCCAAUUUCUCCGUUUAAAGGAUUAUUUCACCCUAAAAAACUGUUUUAAUUACUUUUGCGCAUAGAAGUCCAUACAGAUCAUGUGCCAUAUUUAAAAUCAUCUUGAAGGCAUUCAGUCGCUUUUAUAUUUAAUUUAAUGUUUUUGUGUUCCAUGAAAUAAAAUCAUGGACCAUUAAUUAAAUUUCUGAGUUAACUACUACUUUAAACUGCCAUUUCUGCAUGUGAGGACUAAAACAUCUUGCAUGUCUCUGUUCUGUGGGUUGAAGGGAAGUCAUUGUUUUUAUGUUUGUAAAGCAUUCAGAAAAGUAGAAGUUGCUGCAUGCACUUUCAGUUGGUCUAAAAGGGAACAGUUUUGUAGAGCAUGACAUUUGCGUGAAGCGUUGAACUACAGAUCUUCAUCGUCGGAUGCUCGUGGCCUGAUUCAGAGGAAUAUUAGGAGUGCACGAUAAAUCAGGGUACACAUAACAACUAGAGAUUAUUAUAUAUUUUUUACAAGCAAUAAUGAAAUGCUGCCUUGUCGAAUGCAUUAAAUUUUGUAUGUUAAAAUGACCUUAUUUUUAAUUCUGACCAAAUUUUUUACAUGAAUGGUCCUUUUGAAUUAGAAAUUUAUAAGCAAUGCAUUGUAUGUAGCAGAGCAGUUUUUAAAUAAAAACAUCUGUUCAUUAAA
Molecule: messenger RNA, 2720 nt
Organism: Carassius auratus (goldfish)
Lineage: Eukaryota; Metazoa; Chordata; Actinopteri; Cypriniformes; Cyprinidae
Product: fasciculation and elongation protein zeta-2-like
Exons: 8
Coding region: 59-1069 (336 amino acids)
Cellular component (GO): axon; cytoplasm
Source: RefSeq, a predicted model, not a curated record